AUGGCGGAGGGUAGUUAUACGCUGCGGCGGGGGGAGCAGGUGGAGCUUGGGGAGAUGCUGGAUAUGUGGCGUAGGCUUGGAUACCGAUUCGAGUCGGCGGUGUACGGGCCGGGUGUGGUGAGCAGGCGCGGGGGGAUCAUCGACAUAUUCCCGGUGGGGGCGGAUCUGCCUGCACGGAUCGAGUUCUGGGGCAAUGAGAUUGACAGCAUACGGCUGUUCGAUCCUGCUACGCAGCGGUCGGGGGAUGUGGUGGACUCGGUGCAGGUUACGCCCGCGCACGAGAUUCUGCCGGCGAUGACGCCUUACGGGGAGCUGGAGCGGCUGGCCGCGUUUGUGGAUGUGGGCAACUGCACGCCGAGGGUGCAAUCACGCAUCGGCGAGGAGCUUGAGCUGCUGAUGGAGGGGCAGGAUGUGGAGGAGCAGGGGUUUUAUGCGGGGUUCUUCAAUUCGGGCGGGCUUGCGGAUUAUUUCGUGAACAGUGGCGCGGUGCUGGUGGCGUACAAGCCGGACGAGAUAGCGGAUGCGGCGUGGGAGAUUCAGGAGCGUGGGCAUCAACUGCGCGAGACGAAGGAAGGGCGUGGGGAGCUGCCGCGCAAUUUUCCUUCAUCGCACCUGUCCUGGAAAGAGGUGGAGGCGCAGUUCGAGGGGUUUUCGCAGAGGGUGGAUGUGCAGGUGGAUACGCCGUUGGUGUCGCCGUGGGAGGAUGAGGACGCCCUCACCGUCACGCCCUCCCAGGGGGAGAGGGGACAUAGUGAAGGGGUUGAUGUGGCGCUGCCGUUUCUUGCUACCGGGAAUUAUUACGGCAAUCUGGAGCGGUUUGUGGAGGAUGUGUGGGAGCUGGCGGAAGAGGACCGGGCGAUGGUGGUUGCGGUGAGCAGCCACUCGCGGCGACUGGCGGAGAUUUUCGGGGGCGAGGGUGUUGAUGUUGCGCUGGCUGACGGGCUGGAUGAUGUUCCGGCUGCGGGGAGCAUAACGCUGAUGCAGUCGGCGGCGGGCGGACUGAGCGACGGGUUCUCGCUGCCGGUUUAA
Molecule: messenger RNA, 1029 nt
Organism: Geodia barretti
Lineage: Eukaryota; Metazoa; Porifera; Demospongiae; Tetractinellida; Geodiidae
Source: the annotation of a GenBank genome assembly